UUUGGGCCGUAGCAGGGUUAGUAUAGAGGGGGGGGGAGUACUCUCCACUCGCUGCAGCGUGUUCAGUCCCUCAUCCCUCUGCGGGCGUCCGCCUCCUCUGGGUCUGGUUUCACCAGCACAAUGACUGUGGGCAACAUGGAGAGUGCUCAACUGUUUGACGCUGGCAACAAAGGUCGAGGCCUGAGGGCCACCAAAGAGCUCCGCGCUGGGGAAGUGGUCUUCGCCGAGCCCAGUUUCUCUGCUGUGGUCUUCGACAGUUUGGCCACUCAGGUGUGCCACAGCUGUUUCCGGCGCCAGGCCAAACUGCACCGCUGUGCCCAGUGUAACUUUGCCCAUUACUGCGACCGCACUUGCCAGACUGCAUGCUGGGAUGAACACAAGCAGGAAUGUGCAGCCAUCAAGAAGAUGGGCAAGUGGCCCGGCGAGAAUGUUCGUCUGGCUGCUCGUACGCUGUGGUGUAUACACAAGGACACCGGCAUUGUGUCGGACAGUCAGCUGGUGUCAGUGGACCACCUGGAGGCCCAUGUGGCUGACCUACCGAAGGAGACCUCAGCAGCUCAAGGCGGAUGUGACACCUUCCUGGAAUACUGCUCUUACGGAAGAAGCAGCCUUCCGUCGACGACAUCUCACACAUCCAUGGAACAUCAAGUGUAAUGGAGUCACACUGAGUGACCAGAGAGGCCUGCAGGCUGUGGGUGUGGGUCUGUUCCCCAACCUUGGUCUGGUCAACCACGACUGUUGGCCCAACUGCAGCGUCAUUCUCAACCACGGCAACCAGUCAGCCGUGAGUUCUGCUCUACACUCUCAGAGGCGGAUCGAGCUGCGAGCUGCGGGUCACAUCUCAGAGGGUGAGGAGCUGACCGUCAGCUACGUGGACUUUCUCAACCUGUCCACUGGGCGCCAGAAGAAGCUGCAGGAGCGUUUCCACUUCCAGUGCAGCUGUGAACAGUGCAGCGAGCACGUCAAGGACGACCUGAUGACGGCUGCUGCAGAGAGCGAGGGGAACAAACCCUCGGCUGAUAAGGUUAAAGAGGUGACCGCGUUCAGUAAGGAGUGUGUGGAGAAGAUCGAGAGGCUCCGCGCUGAGAAGGACUACCACGAGGUUGUGAGGCUGUGCCGUGAUUGUCUGGAGAAGCAGGAAAACGUCUUAGCCGACACUCACCUGUAUGUGCUGCGCGUGCUCAGCGUUGCCAGCGAGGUGCUCUCGUACCUGCAGUCCUUCUCUGAGGCUGCAGGUUACGCCCGCAGGAUGGUGGAGGGAUACAUGAAACUGUACAACCCCAAUAAUGCUCAGCUGGGCCUGGCCAUCAUGCGGGCCGGUGUCGCCCACUGGCAUGCAGGGCAGAUAGAAGUGGGUCACGGCUUCAUCUGCCGGGCCGUUGCCAUCCUCAUGGUGACACAUGGACCCAACCACCCAAUCACCAGGGACCUGGAGUCUAUGCGCAUGCAGACUGAGAUGGAGCUGAAGAUGUUCAAGCAGAAAGAGUGUGUGUACCACGCCACAAGGGACGCUGCUCUGAUGAAGCAGCCCAUGAUCAGCAGCUUCUAAGCUGAAGGCUUCCUCCGCAAGCAUCUACACCACUGAUGAAAAUAAAUACAAAUAGAUGAUUACGCAAACCCUGCA
Messenger RNA from Gasterosteus aculeatus aculeatus (three-spined stickleback), 1624 nucleotides. RefSeq names its product SET and MYND domain containing 1a (gene smyd1a). The record is from RefSeq and is a predicted model, not a curated record. NCBI's taxonomy places the organism in Eukaryota, Metazoa, Chordata, Actinopteri, Perciformes, Gasterosteidae. Gene Ontology annotation, cellular component: nucleus. Gene Ontology annotation, molecular function: protein binding.